ACGGACAGCAAUUUUUCGAAAAUACAGCUUCACUACAAGGGCACAUGGGUAGUCCAUGGUCAGUUGAAGGGUACGGAAACUUUUGACAGGGAGGGCGAGAGUAAUGGAAGCCAUGUCGAUGUGGGGCUGAGUGGUUUCCAUAGGAAUCGCAACUGCUUGAGGAGGAACUAG
Messenger RNA from Haemonchus placei, 171 nucleotides. Lineage: Eukaryota; Metazoa; Nematoda; Chromadorea; Rhabditida; Trichostrongylidae. The record is from the annotation of a GenBank genome assembly.